CAAAUAGAAGAAGAUACCAAAUAGGAAACGAGAGCGUUGUCGUCGUCAUUGGUCAAUCCUAUCCACAAACAGACACAUAGAGAGCUUUAAUGUUUUCUCUUUAUCAUCAUCAUCUCCUCUGUUUUUCAAUGGCUUCAAUAGUUCCUCUUCUCCGUACUCUCAACUCUCUAAACCUCACGAAAUCAUGCUAUUAAACAUCUCUUCUUCUCCAAUUUCUCAUCGUAUCCCUCACUUCCUCUCUACCUCCAUCAACCCCGCUUCAAAUUUUCCUCCAAUAUCCAAAACUCAUCUCUCAAAAUCUCAUCUUUCAACCAAUCUCUCAAACCAUAGUAGUCUCUACGGUACCAAGAACAGAGCUUUAUUCAGAAACAAGAAGAGACACCUACAUCACAGUCCACGAGCUCUCGCUGGAUUCGAUACCGGUAGUUUCGAAUCAGUUCUUGAAGCUUGCGCUGUUCUCACAGCGAUCGUCGUUGUCCACGAGACUGGUCACUUCUUAGCUGCUACUCUUCAAGGUAUCCGUGUGAGUAAGUUCGCUAUAGGGUUUGGUCCGAUUCUAGCUAAGUUCAAUUCCAAGAAUGUUGAAUACUCUCUUAGAGCUUUCCCUUUAGGUGGUUUUGUUGGAUUCCCUGAUAACGAUCCCGACAGUGAUAUCCCUGUAGACGAUAAAAACCUUCUCAAGAACCGACCGAUUUGGGAUAGAGUGAUUGUGGUUUCAGCUGGGAUUGUCGCUAACGUUGUCUUCGCUUACGCUAUAAUCUUUACUCAAGUUGUAUCUGUUGGUUUACCAGUUCAAGAAUCGUUUCCUGGAGUUCUUGUUCCUGAUGUUAAAUCUUUCUCUGCUGCUUCUCGUGGUGGAUUGCUUCGUGGAGAUGUUAUCUUAGCCGUUGAUGGCGUUGAGCUUUCCAGUUUCGGUUCUGAUUCUGUUUCUAAAGUUGUUGAUGUUGUUAAGGCGAAUCCGGAGCACAAUGUGUUGCUUAGGAUCAAAAGAGGGAAAGAGGAUUUCGAAAUCCGGAUCACUCCGGAUAAGAGUUUCGAUGGGACUGGUAAAAUAGGUGUUCAGCUAUCACCGAAUCUUCGAUUCUCGAAGGUUAGACCGAAGAAUGUACCGGAGACGUUUAGUUUCGUGGGUAGAGAGUUCUUUGGACUGUCUUACAAUGUCUUGGACAGUUUGAAACAGACGUUCUUGAACUUCUCUCAAACCGCUAGUAAAGUCGCUGGUCCAGUUGCGAUCAUUGCUGUUGGAGCGGAAGUAGCGAGAUCAAACGCGGAUGGUCUAUACCAGUUUGCUGCAUUGCUGAAUCUAAACCUUGCGGUGAUCAAUCUGUUGCCUUUACCGGCUCUCGAUGGUGGUACAUUGGCUCUGAUUUUGUUGGAAGCUGUUCGAGGUGGGAGAAAGUUACCGUUAGAGGUGGAACAAGGGAUCAUGUCGUCUGGAAUCAUGCUUGUGUUAUUCCUUGGUUUGUUUCUCAUCGUCAAGGAUACACUUAAUCUUGAUUUCAUCAAAGAAAUGUUGUAAUCUUUUUGGAGAUAGAGCACAAAAAAGUAUUUUUUGAAGAGAAUGAGAGAAACCCUAAACAACAUAACGCAAUUGCG
Camelina sativa (false flax) is the source of this 1596-nucleotide messenger RNA. Lineage: Eukaryota; Viridiplantae; Streptophyta; Magnoliopsida; Brassicales; Brassicaceae. The record is from RefSeq and is a predicted model, not a curated record.